Aspergillus clavatus NRRL 1 is the source of this 1170-nucleotide messenger RNA. RefSeq lists its product as uncharacterized. The transcript has 2 exons. Lineage: Eukaryota; Fungi; Ascomycota; Eurotiomycetes; Eurotiales; Aspergillaceae. The coding region runs from base 1 to 1170 and encodes 389 amino acids. The record is from RefSeq and is a predicted model, not a curated record.
AUGAAAGUCAUUGUAGUCGGAGGCUCGCUGGGUGGCCUGUUCGCAGGCAUUGUCGCUAAAUCACAGGGCCACUCUGUGCACAUUCUCGAGAGACAUGCUGCCGCCCGCGUAAGAGGCAGCGGUGCGGGCAUCGUGCUCGGAGAGUCGAUCCGUGAAUUCCUGUCUCGAUUUGCGCCAAAUAACCAGCUCGAGACCGUUGUCAGCGACGGCCAUUUCUUUCUCGAUCGCGCCGGAAACAUUAUCCGUACGGUAGAGAAGCACCAGGAGACCACGAGCUGGGACCAGCUGUAUCUGAUUGCGCGCGAAGCUUUUGAUGGCGGGGAGAUAGAGUCGAAAUAUCUCGAGGGGCAUGCCUUUACGAAAGCCGAGGUUCGGAUUGGAGAUGGCAAAGUCGAAGUCUCUUACACAGAUGCAGAUGGGAUGCUGAAGUUCGAGGAUGUGGAUCUUCUUCUUGGUGCAGAUGGUGCAUUCUCUGCUCUCCGGAGGAGUCUGUUGGCGGAUGUGGCGCCGAGUUAUGCUGGAUACGUCGCUUGGAGGGGUAUUGUCAUGGAAGAUCAGAUAACUCCGGCUAUUUUUGAUCUGUGUCUGAACAAGCUGGUUUUCUAUAAUUCGCCCGGAUGUCAAAUGGCCGUAUACGUUGUACCCGGGGAAGAAGGCAAACGCUAUGUGAACUGGGUCUGGUAUUGCAACUCGGAAGAGAAUUCGCUCCCAUCUCCAGAGCUCAUGACUGGUAAUGAUGGAUCAGUGCAUCGAGUAACGCUGCAAGCUGGACAAGUGCGGCCGGAGGUCUGGCUUAGCCAAAAACAGCUUGCACACAAAGUCCUUCCGCUGCAAUUGUCCGAAAUUGUUCAGAGCACUUGCAGACCCUUUGUUCAGGCUAUUUGGGAUGUGAUCAGUCCUCAGAACUCCUUCCACGAGGGCAAGGUGAUCCUCAUCGGAGACGCAGUGGCGGGGUUACGUCCGCAUACAGGUGCCGGAACUGAACAAGCUGCCUUCCAUAGCCUUGCUCUGGAGAAACUUCUGAAUGGAUCGGCAAGGCUGGAAGAGUUUGUUCGGUUGGCUAUGGAACAUUCCCGAAACAUCCAGAAUGUUGGAGUGCAAAUCGGCGAGAGUAUUGGACUCGGAGCCGGAAAGGAGGACAACGCUCCUCGUACAGACAAACUAGCGUAG